This is a messenger RNA of Leucoraja erinaceus (little skate), 1987 nucleotides long. Its product is annotated as transmembrane 7 superfamily member 3-like. The record is from RefSeq and is a predicted model, not a curated record. Lineage: Eukaryota; Metazoa; Chordata; Chondrichthyes; Rajiformes; Rajidae. Bases 81 to 1697 code for a protein of 538 amino acids. The transcript is spliced from 12 exons.
UGGGAGGAAUAGGGAGCAAAGAUCCUAUAGCAGAGGGAGGGCCGGCCGGGGAAGUGAGUGAGUGAGAGAGAGAGAGAGAGAUGGGGACCGGACGGUCGCUGCUCUGGGCUCUGUUUCUCACCAGCACUCGCUGCCUAAUUCUGCAACAACCUCCAGCCACAGGUCACAUUAAAGUCCCACUCUUGGAGCACGUGUCUGUGUAUUUGGAGCCCAAUGAACAUAAACGAGUUGUCAUUACAAAUAUCAGUCGCCUCGCUGCCUCUGUGGUUGUCCAGGUAUAUUCCCACGUGCUAAAUGUGACCGUUUCUCUCUCCAGGCAUUUUUUUGUAGACUCGUCCUACACAAGCUCCAGUGCCGGUGUGGUUCUGAUAUUGAACCCAGACGCUGCCAAGGCAACUUUCUACGUCAAAGCUGGCGAGGAAGAGGUGUUGGCGACUCUGUUUGCUUUGCCCUACGCAGCUCAAGAUCCAGUACCAGGUGCCUGCAACCUCGAGUUUAUCUUGGACAAUGACCCUAACUUGCACUUGACGUACAAUGUGUAUGAAACUGCUGUAUCAUUUGCACCAGCGAACCUGGGCACAGAUAGAGGGACCUUUCCCCCCGCCUGUGAUGUUGGGACGGACGGGCACACACGGUGGAGGUUGACCUAUGAGCUUUACCAAUACUUUCUACCAGAGAAUGAUCACAGCGAUACAAGUCUGUCAGAUGGGAUGAGCAAAAUGUCAUCUGUACAAAGCAUAAUGGCGAACGGAUUGAAGAUCACCACAAUACAAUCGUCUCAGAAGACCAGGCUCUAUGGAAACUCGUAUGUUGGCAUUGGAGUGAUAUACAAUGUAAUUGUUAGAGACCCUUUGUUAAAGACGUCUGCAGCUUAUGCGCCUGUGUCUACCUACACCUGUGACUUAUCCACCAAAGGAUACGAAUGCAAGCAGUCAGAUGGAAAUUUCAUCUACAUCCAGGUUCUGUGCACUGUGAUUGGCAUCUAUGGUUUAUUGCUCUGCUUGGCUGGCCAUCGGCUGUUUGAAGCAGAAUUCCUCUUCUUUGGAUUCUUGAUCUUUGGAUUCAUGAUCUUUGUGUUGGUCACACGUUACUCUGCACUUGACUUCAUCAGGCGGUUUGCCAUGUUGGUAGGCGGAGGGUUGUUUGGCGGUUUGCUCCUGUCCCUGGUGAGGUGGCGGUUCGAUCGUCCUCUCAUCUGUGUGGCCAUUGUGGGAUUGGUGCUGGGAUUCUUGGUGGCAGCCAUCAUCUUCUUCACUCCACUUGCAAACUUCAGUUUAUUCCACAACGACCUCAACUUUUGGAUGGUAUACGCCUUCAUAACGCUGGUGAUCCCCACAGUUCUGCUUCCGUUUGCUAAAACAUUAAACAUCAUCACCUGCGCACUGGUUGGGUCGUACGCAGUGAUUGUUGCGGUUGGCAUGUAUGUCUACAGCAGCUUGACGUAUAUAAUUCUAAACAUCAUCAAGAGAGCCAUCGAUCCGGAUUUUGCAAUGGUCUACAGCAACGCUCCAUUUCAGCGUACAGAGUACAUCUUGACAUUUGUGUGGGUGUUUUUGGUCAUCAAUGGCACAGUACUGCAGUUUGUUUUGGCAAGAAACAGAUCGACAUUCCCACCUAGUCUGUACCAGAAAUGGAGGAGGAGGAGAAACGCUGCAAUCGGAGAACGAACACCUUUGUUACAACCCCCUGUAAUAUGAAUCCUCGAAGUUUGGUGCGUGAGAUUUCCCCCUUAAUUUCUACAUUGAUAAUCGCACGUGGACAGUGAAGAACUCUGCAGGAAUAACUCUUCAAAAUGGAGAACAAUUUUGUCUUUAAACCUUCAGGAUCACUUAUGGAAUCUCUUUUCGCAGGAGUGUACAAAUGAAUAAAUGUUCUGGUUGCCAUUUGGAUUAAAUAUUCCUUUCUUAGCCAAAUUUUCAAAUAUUGUUAACGAUGAAAGUAAUUGUCUUGUAUCCAAGAAGCAAUAAACUUGGCAUUAAGGUUUUGC